AGUCUUUUUCCAAUCUUGCAUUUGAUUGUUUACUUUUCUCUUUCUCAUUGAUUUAGAUGAUUAAUUAAUUGUUUCUGUUUCAUUUUUUAUUCUUAAAUUGUUAUUAACAUAAUCUUCUUAGUGUCCUGGUAUUGGAUUAUUGUUAUUUUAUUUUCUUCUAUGGUUUGUUGUGUCUUUAGGAGGUGAUUUUAUUUGCUGGUGUUGUUGGUUUUAAUUUUUUUUUUCUAUUCUUAUUUGUGUUUGUGUGUGUCUGGUGUUAAACCGGCAAAUUCAUCAUUAUGGAUGAUGAGGGUGAUAUGUUUGAUGAAGGGGAUAAUGCCGAAAUCGCACCAGAUUUAUGGCAAGAAGCUUGUUGGGUUGUGAUUAGUUCAUAUUUCGAUGAGAAAGGUUUGGUUAGACAACAAUUGGACUCUUUCGAUGAGUUUAUUGAUAUGUCGGUGCAGAAGAUUGUUGAAGAUUCAGCUCUCAUUGAAUUACAGGCUGAAGCUCAACAUGCUUCUGGUGAAGUUGAAAAUCCUCCAAGAUAUGUGUUGAAAUUUGAGCAACUUUACUUAUCCAAACCUACUCAUUGGGAAAAAGAUGGUGCACCAGCUCCUAUGUUACCUAAUGAAGCAAGACUACGUAAUUUAACUUAUGCUGCUCCUCUUUAUGUUGAUGUCACCAAAACAGUUAUCAAGGAAGGUCAGGAACCAGUUGAAACUCAACAUCAGAAAACAUUUAUUGGUAAAAUUCCAGUCAUGUUACGAUCAAAAUCUUGCUACUUGUAUGGUUUAACUGAUCGUGAUUUAACUGAACUAAAUGAAUGUCCACUUGAUCCUGGUGGAUAUUUCAUCAUCAAUGGAUCUGAAAAGGUUUUAAUUGCCCAGGAAAAGAUGGCAACUAAUUCUGUAUAUGUUUUUAGUAUGAAAGACUCAAAAUAUGCCUAUAAAGCUGAAUGUCGUUCUUGUAUUGAACACUCAUCUCGACCAACAAGUACACUUUGGGUUAAUAUGCUUUCCAGAGGAAGUCAUGGAACUAAAAAAACCGCUAUUGGACAACGAAUCAUUGCCAUUAUUCCCUACAUCAAACAAGAGAUUCCAAUUAUGAUUGUUUUCCGUGCUCUUGGUUUUGUCGCUGAUCGAGAUAUUUUAGAACAUAUUGUUUACGAUUUUGAAGAUCCCGAAAUCAUGGAAAUGGUUAAACCUUCACUAGACGAAGCUUUCGUUGUGCAAGAGCAAAAUGUUGCUCUCAAUUUCAUCGGUGUUAGAGGUGCAAGACCUGGUGUUACCAAAGAGAAAAGAAUCAAAUAUGCCAAAGAAAUUUUACAGAAAGAAAUGUUACCUCAUGUUGGUAUAAGUGAUUAUUGUGAGACAAAGAAAGCUUAUUAUCUUGGUUAUAUGGUACAUCGACUUUUGGUUGCGGCUUUGGGUCGUCGUGAACUAGAUGACAGAGAUCAUUAUGGUAAUAAAAGGCUUGAUUUAGCUGGUCCAUUGAUGGCUUACCUUUUCCGUGGACUUUUCAGAAAUUUAACAAAAGAAGUACGAAUGUAUGCUCAGAAAUUCAUCGACAGUGGAAAAGAUUUUAAUCUUGAUCUUGCGAUUAAAACAAGAAUAAUUUCUGAUGGAUUAAGAUACUCCCUGGCUACCGGUAAUUGGGGUGAUCAAAAGAAAGCUCAUCAAGCUCGUGCCGGUGUUUCACAAGUACUUAACAGAUUAACCUACGCUUCAACUUUAUCCCAUCUUCGUCGUGUCAAUUCACCAAUUGGUCGUGAUGGUAAAUUAGCUAAACCUCGUCAACUUCACAACACUUUAUGGGGUAUGAUUUGUCCCGCUGAAACUCCCGAAGGUCAUGCUGUCGGUUUAGUCAAAAAUUUAGCUCUUAUGGCUUACAUUUCCGUUGGUUCAAAUCCAUCUCCAAUUCUUGAAUUCUUGGAGGAAUGGAGUAUGGAAAAUCUUGAAGAAACUGCUCCUUCAACUAUUGCUGAUGCAACGAAAAUCUUUGUAAAUGGUUGUUGGGUUGGAAUUCAUCGUGAACCCGAUCUACUUAUGGCAACUCUCAGGAAACUUCGUCGUCAAAUGGACAUCGUUGUAUCAGAAGUAUCUAUGGUUCGUGAUAUUCGUGACAGAGAGAUUAGAAUUUUUACCGACGCGGGUCGAAUUUGUCGACCUUUACUGAUUGUCGAAAAUCAGAAACUUUUACUCAAAAAGAGUCACAUUGACAUGUUAAAAGAAAGAGAAUACAAUAAUUACAGUUGGGGUGAUCUGGUUGGAAGUGGUGUCGUUGAAUAUAUUGACACAUCAGAAGAGGAAACCGUCAUGAUUGCCAUGACACCCGAUGAUUUACAAGACAUUGAAAUGGCCUAUUGUUCAACUUAUACCCAUUGUGAAAUUCAUCCGUCCAUGAUUCUUGGUGUUUGUGCUUCCAUCAUUCCCUUUCCCGAUCACAACCAAUCACCUCGUAACACUUAUCAAUCUGCUAUGGGUAAACAAGCCAUGGGUGUUUAUAUUACCAAUUUUCAUGUUCGUAUGGACACUUUAGCCCAUGUACUUUAUUAUCCACAAAAACCAUUGGUCACCACUAGAUCCAUGGAGUAUUUACGUUUCAGAGAAUUACCUGCUGGAAUUAAUUCAAUUGUCGCCAUCAUGUCCUACACUGGAUACAAUCAAGAAGAUUCCGUUAUUUUAAAUUCAUCAGCCAUCGAUCGUGGUUUCUUUAGAUCUGUUUUCUAUCGAUCUUACAAAGAUGCCGAGUUAAAAAGACUUGGUGAUCAAGAAGAACAAUUUGAAAGGCCAAGUCGUGAUACAUGUCAAAAUAUGCGUAAUGCAAUUUAUGAUAAACUUGAAGAUGAUGGUAUAAUUGCCCCAGGUAGCAGAGUGUCAGGUGACGAUGUUAUCAUCGGCAAAACAGUUUUAUUACCUGAAAACGAAGAUGAACUCGAAGCAACGACCAAAAAGUUUGUUAAAAGAGAUGCAUCAACUUUCCUUCGUAAUAGUGAAACCGGUAUUGUUGAUCAAGUGAUGAUCACAAUUAACAACGAUGGUUACAAAUUUUGUAAAAUAAGAGUACGAUCAGUUAGAAUACCACAAAUUGGUGACAAAUUUGCCUCUCGUCACGGACAAAAGGGAACUUGUGGUAUUCCUUACAGGCAAGAAGACAUGCCUUUCACUUGUGAAGGUAUUACACCAGAUAUUAUUAUCAAUCCUCACGCUAUUCCAUCUCGUAUGACCAUUGGUCACUUGAUUGAAUGUCUCCAAGGAAAAGUAUCAGCCAACAAAGGGGAAAUUGGUGAUGCAACUCCUUUCAACGAUACAGUAAAUGUCCAAAAAAUUUCAGAGCUUCUUGCCGAAUAUGGUUAUCAUUUAAGAGGUUACGAAGUGAUGUUUAAUGGUUAUACUGGUCGUAAAGUAAAUGCUCAAAUUUUCUUAGGACCAACUUAUUAUCAGCGUCUUAAACACAUGGUAGACGAUAAGAUUCAUUCCCGAGCUCGAGGUCCUGUUCAAAUUUUAGUACGACAACCGAUGGAAGGUCGUGCAAGAGAUGGAGGUUUACGUUUCGGUGAAAUGGAACGUGAUUGUCAAAUCGCUCAUGGAGCAGCUCAAUUUUUGAGAGAACGUCUUUUCGAGGUUUCCGAUCCAUAUCGAGUUCACGUAUGCAACUUAUGUGGCCUAAUCUGUAUCGCUAAUCUCCGUAACAAUACAUUCGAAUGUAAAAAUUGUCGCAACAAAACUCAAAUCUCUCAAGUCAGACUACCUUAUGCUUGUAAACUUUUAUUCCAAGAAUUAAUGUCAAUGCAAAUCGCUCCUCGUAUCGUUGUUUAAAUUGUCACCACCACAACAACAACAACAACAACAUUCAAACUCGAAAAAGCAAAAAAAAACAAAUGUAAUUUUUUCCUUUCCCAAUUUAACACCAAAAUGUUUCAUCAUUUUCAUCAGAAAAUAAUAAACACAAUUAUUCAUAAUAAGAAAA
Panonychus citri (citrus red mite) is the source of this 3948-nucleotide messenger RNA. RefSeq names its product DNA-directed RNA polymerase II subunit RPB2. Gene Ontology annotation, biological process: DNA-templated transcription. The coding region runs from base 279 to 3797 and encodes 1172 amino acids. The record is from RefSeq and is a predicted model, not a curated record. NCBI's taxonomy places the organism in Eukaryota, Metazoa, Arthropoda, Arachnida, Trombidiformes, Tetranychidae. Gene Ontology annotation, cellular component: RNA polymerase II, core complex. The transcript is spliced from 4 exons. Gene Ontology annotation, molecular function: DNA binding; ribonucleoside binding; DNA-directed RNA polymerase activity.